Molecule: messenger RNA, 1005 nt
Organism: Lutra lutra (Eurasian river otter)
Lineage: Eukaryota; Metazoa; Chordata; Mammalia; Carnivora; Mustelidae
Gene: HAUS2
Product: HAUS augmin like complex subunit 2
Exons: 6
Coding region: 60-767 (235 amino acids)
Biological process (GO): spindle assembly; microtubule nucleation; centrosome cycle
Cellular component (GO): centrosome; HAUS complex; mitotic spindle microtubule
Source: RefSeq, a predicted model, not a curated record
GCGCGGUCGCCGUACGUUCCACUCACUCAUCGCGGGAGCCGGGGAGGUGGGUCCCAGCCAUGGCUGCUGUGAACCCUUGGGAUCCCGCGUCCGCUCCGAGUGCUGCCGGGCUACUGCUGGGCCAUUUAGUUGCUUCGGGGGUGGUCACUCAGGAGAUGUUAAAUAUAUCCAAGAAAUCAGCUUCCUACUUUGCAAACUUCUCCAGACUACAGCAGAUCACAGAUAUUGAAGCUGAAAUCUACCAGAAAAACUUGGAAAUUGAACUUUUAAGACUAGAAAAAGAUACAGCAGAUGUUGUUCAUCCUUCCUUUUUGGCUCAGAAGUGUCAUACUCUGCAAAGCAUGAAUAAUCAUUUGGAAGCGGUGCUAAAAGAGAAGAGGUCCCUCAGGCAAAGACUGUUGAAACCCACGUGCCAGGAAAACUUGCCUAUUGAAGCUGUUUAUCACAGCUGUAUGGUACAUUUGCUGGAAUUGGCAGUAACUUUCAUUGAAAGAUUGGAAAACCAUCUUGAAACAAUUAAAAAUAUCCCUCAUUUAGAUGAAAAUCUAAAGAAAAUGAGUAUGGCUUUAGCAAAAAUGGAUAUGUUGGUGACUGAGACAGAAGAACUGGCAGAGAAUAUACUCAAGUGGCGAGAACAACAAAAGGAAGUUUCCUCUUCUAUCCCCAAAAUACUAGCAGAAGAAAAUUAUCUUCAUAAACAUGAUGUUGUAAUGCCUUCUUUACCUUUUACUUCUAAAGUUCAUGCCCAAACUGUUAAUGCCAAGUGACUUGUCAACUUUAUUUUUGCCUAGUUGUAUGUAUUACGUGAAGUCUAUUUCUAGCCAGUUGUAAUAUGGGCAUGUAUAAGCUCUGCCGCUAGCAGUACUGAAAGAGCCCUCUUUAUAUUGAAGCAGUAAGAGUCCAAGUUCAUUGAGACCAAAUUGAGUUUUCCUUUGUUUUUCAUAUAUUUUCAUUAUACUUUACAGUAAAACUCUUGAAAAUCAAAUAUAACUAUGAGUUUAUUAA